AUGCGCGAGGCAUUUCCCGCUUUGAAAGAUACUCCUGACGACGCCAUCGCGAUUGCGGCCAAGCUACCGGGGAUGCAAGCCGCCGUACAGAUCAUGCCAUCGCUAUGGCCCCAGAUAUGGAGCAGAGUAUCCGAAGUUGUAGUGAGCAUUCCGCCUACGGAGGAUGACAAGCGUUUCAAACUAGUGACCGAAGUGGCAACAUCCGUGGUCCAUUUGCGGACUCCGGAUAACGAGCACUUCGAACUACGCAUCAAUCUGAACGUAGCGAACCUUCAAGACUUAAAGAGGCUCAUAGAGCAAAAGACCGGAGUGGCAGUUGAGCGCCAGAUUGUGGUCUUUAGGAAGAGAGUAUACGGUACCAAGGGUGUGAUAGAAGCGGGCGCGGAGGUUAGAGGGGACGAUGUUCUUAUCGACUGUGACGUUAAGCUAGGCCACCCUCUCGAGCUCAAGCUUAAGUCAAAGGAGGAUACGAGUCAGAGCUGGCCAGCGACAAAGGAGGCUUAUGAACUUACGACGAGCGACCUACAUGUCUGGGCUUCUGUCUGA
Peniophora sp. CBMAI 1063 is the source of this 546-nucleotide messenger RNA. The record is from the annotation of a GenBank genome assembly. NCBI's taxonomy places the organism in Eukaryota, Fungi, Basidiomycota, Agaricomycetes, Russulales, Peniophoraceae.